Messenger RNA from Sabethes cyaneus, 1218 nucleotides. RefSeq names its product E3 ubiquitin-protein ligase TRIM37-like. Gene Ontology annotation, cellular component: aggresome; peroxisome. The record is from RefSeq and is a predicted model, not a curated record. Gene Ontology annotation, biological process: protein autoubiquitination; negative regulation of centriole replication. Bases 1 to 1218 code for a protein of 405 amino acids. The transcript has 4 exons. Lineage: Eukaryota; Metazoa; Arthropoda; Insecta; Diptera; Culicidae. Gene Ontology annotation, molecular function: ubiquitin protein ligase binding; tumor necrosis factor receptor binding; zinc ion binding.
AUGGAACACGAUCUUGCACCGGAAGGAAUGACCUACUUUGAAUGCUGCAUAUGCCAGCAAGCACUCAAGGAUACUCAGUUGUGUCCGCGUUGUUGCAAAAUGUUCUGCAACAAAUGCAUCCUUGAGUGGUUUGAAAAAGAAGAAAGUUGCCCUUGCUGCAGGGCAGCCAUCAAUAAAGCUAGCCUGGUCAAAGGGCGACCGUUUGAGGAAAUGCAAAAAAUGUUUGAGAACUUUCACAUUCUGGAUGAGCGAAACCGCUGCAGUAGACACAAAACCCGUGAGCUGUCGCUGUUCUGUUAUGUCUGCGAGGAAUCGAUUUGUACACAUUGCUGGAACGCUGAGCCACAUCUUGAGCACAAGGAUCAGGCUGUACCGGUUGAUGAAGCCUGCAAUAAAUUUCAGGAGCAACUGGAAAAAGAUUUGCUAUGGGUAAACGAACGCAAUGCUGCCAUAGACCGCUCACUGCGCCAAAUUGAGGAUCACGAGGAUCAACUCGCGAAUAAAUGUAAAAUAGCGCUGAAAAAGCUCGAAAAGAUGAAGCAAACCGCUGAAGCAAAGUACCAAGAGCAACUGCAGAUGCAGCGAAAGGCUAAAGAUGUGUUGCAAAAUAGUAAGGAACAAACCGACAACUUAAGCAACAUGUGGUCUGCUUUGCUGAAAGCGGAAAACAAUGCUAAUGCAUUGCAUCAAUUAAUGGAAGCUAGGAAAACAGCUGAUUCUCUGCGUUUGGAACAGGAUCCUUGUGAAAAGGUAGUUAAACCAUUGUACAUUAGCGACGUUCUCCCGGAAAUGACAACAUUAUCUUUUCAUUUUGUACAAUUCGAUGAAGUUAUCGCUAAACAUAAAUUUUAUGAAGCACAGCAGAACUGCCGAGGCUUUCAGUGGAUGCUCCGGCUAGAAAAAGAAGAUGAAAAUGUUCGAUGUCUUUUAUGUUUGAUGAAAGGCGAAAACGGUGAGUAUGCGAUUGUACUGGAGGACGAACCACAAGAAUAUUUUGUGAUUGAAGAACAUGGCGAAAGCGUCGAACUUGGCCAGAUAAAUCCAACAGUCGGAAGCGAUGGCUCGGUAACGGUUCGGGUUCACAUUCAACAGGCGAAAACCUUUAGGGAAAUGUGUACACAGUUCGACAAGCACGUGGAACAGCUUGAGAAGGAGAACAACGAAAAUAAAAGUAUCCUUCGGGCACUAGCUGACUGGCAGAGCAAAAAUUCUUCCUGA